GUCCGUGGAGCGCGCACGUAACGGGGCCGGCGGGAGCGAGCGCGGAGGACACGGACUGCUCUCAUCAUGGAUGACAUCUUCACGCAGUGUCGGGAGGGGAACGCGGUGGCCGUCCGUCUGUGGCUGGAUAACACUGAGAAUGACCUGAACCAGGGGGAUGACCACGGCUUCAGCCCGCUGCACUGGGCGUGUCGUGAAGGCCGCAGUAACAUCGUGGACAUGCUGAUAAUGAGAGGAGCGCGAAUCAACGUCAUGAACCGCGGCGACGACACUCCGCUGCACCUCGCCGCCAGCCACGGCCACCGCGACAUUGUCCAGAAGCUCAUCCAGUAUAAAGCGGAUGUCAAUUCCGUCAAUGAACAUGGGAACUCCCCCCUGCACUACGCCUGCUUCUGGGGGCAAGAUGACGUCGCUGAGGACUUGGUGAAUAAUUCUGCACUGAUUUACAUCUGUAACAAGUAUGGAGAGACCCCACUGGACAAGGCUAAGCCCCAUCUCCGCGAGCUGCUCUGCGACCGGGCUGAGAAGAUGGGGCAGAGCAUGAACAGAAUCCCCUACAAGGACACCUUCUGGAAAGGAACCACCAGAACCCGACCACGUAACGGCACUCUUAAUAAGCAGGCCGGUAUAGAUUACAAGCAGCUGACGCUCAGCCACAAGCUGAAUGACAACCAUUCUGGGGAGCUGUGGAAAGGCCGCUGGCAGGGCAACGACAUCGUCAUCAAAGUCCUGAAGAUCCGGGACUGGAGCACCCGGAAGAGCCGAGACUUCAACGAAGAGUACCCCAAACUGAGGAUAUUUUCCCACCCCAAUGUCCUCCCGGUGCUGGGUGCCUGUCAGUCUCCUCCGGCCCCUCACCCCGUCCUUAUUACACACUGGAUGCCGUAUGGAUCCCUCUACAACGUCCUGCACGAGGGGACCAAUCUGGUGGUUGACCAGUGCCAGGCAGUGAAGUUCGCCCUGGACAUUGCCCGUGGCAUGGCCUUCCUGCACACAUUGGAGCCGCUCAUUCCUCGCCAUUACUUGAACAGUCGCAGCGUCAUGAUUGAUGAGGACAUGACUGCUCGAAUAAGCAUGGCAGACGUGAAGCUCUCCUUCCAGUGUCCGGGACGCAUGUACUGCCCGGCGUGGAUUGCACCAGAAGCUCUGCAGAAACGCCCGGAGGACAUUAACCGUCGCUCGUCUGACAUGUGGAGCUUUGCCGUCCUGCUGUGGGAGCUGGUGACUCGAGAGGUUCCUUUUGCAGAUCUUUCAAACAUGGAGAUCGGUAUGAAGGUUUCUCUUGAGGGUCUGCGCCCCACAAUUCCUCCUGGGAUCUCUCCACACAUCUGCAAACUCAUGAAGAUCUGUAUGAACGAGGAUCCUGCCAAGAGACCCAAAUUUGACAUGAUUGUGCCCAUCCUGGAGAAGAUGCAAGACAAGUAAUGUGCCUCAUCUGUGCCUUGUCCCAUCCUGACUAUGCAAAGCCACCACCUGCACUAAGAGGACCCGUCUCACAGCUACUGAAGCCAAAAGCCACCUGCCGAGCAGUAUAUUCCCACCCCUGUCCUCUUCCUGCUCAACAUCCAAGUGCCUUCUGGAAUCCUGUGUCCUCUGUACAGUGGUGACACGGAACGUGCUGAUCUGUCACAGGAGGCCACAUACGUGAAGAGUGUCACGCCUUUUCCAUCCUGCAUCUUCUCCCAUGUGUCCCUGCCAGUAGCGCUCUCUAACAGUAUUCACACAUGGAGGCAAUCGCAGUGUAAUGGUGAGUUUCUGGGGGCCCCUGUGAGCCUCUGUCAGUGUUGGGGGGCCCCUGUGAUCCUCGGUCAGCGCGGUACAUUACAGCAGUCUCUGUAGCAUGUUCUCUAUAUCUAUUCUCUGCUUCUUUAACCUCAUAUAAAAGAUUAUUUUUUUUCACAGAGGAAAUAUGUGGCCCCCAACAGGGACGAGGGGCCGGUGUAUGAUAGGUGGUAUGUGAUCCUUCCUCAGUUCUCAGUGUUUUCACCAGUCGGCUUUAGGUCGGGGGUGAGGACGCUAGUGUGGAGGUGCAGUCAGUCCGCAGGAUGUGUUAGAUGGCCGCCGUUACGGUGGGAGCGGUCCCUGAUAUUUCAUUGUGCUCUGCAGACCAGGGGGGGGACAGAAUGGUUGCGCACAGGCUUUUCUUCAUGAAGCUCUGCCCGGAGGAUGGAGGGCAGUGCAUUAACGAGCCCUUACUUCAUUCUUUGCUGCCACACUUCUGUAUACUGUCUGCUCUGCCAUGUAUAAAUGUAUGUGUAUAUAAUAUAUAUAUGUAUCUCACAGCAUAUCACCAUAACAUGUAUGAUAACCUGGAGGUGGAGGAGAGCUGGUGCUCGGAUCUUCUCCUCACCUUCCCUUCUGCAGGAGUUGAGAAAUGUAUUUUUAUACCUAUAUAAUAAAUUAACCAUGCGCACCUUGUGAUAGCUUAAUAAAUAUUCUCCAACAA
Bufo gargarizans (Asiatic toad) is the source of this 2446-nucleotide messenger RNA. It is a transcript of the gene ILK, whose product is annotated as integrin linked kinase. Gene Ontology annotation, cellular component: stress fiber; focal adhesion. Gene Ontology annotation, biological process: protein phosphorylation; integrin-mediated signaling pathway; cell-matrix adhesion. The record is from RefSeq and is a predicted model, not a curated record. Gene Ontology annotation, molecular function: protein kinase activity; ATP binding; protein binding. The coding region runs from base 67 to 1425 and encodes 452 amino acids. The transcript is spliced from 13 exons. Lineage: Eukaryota; Metazoa; Chordata; Amphibia; Anura; Bufonidae.